Molecule: messenger RNA, 1392 nt
Organism: Plasmodium fragile
Lineage: Eukaryota; Apicomplexa; Aconoidasida; Haemosporida; Plasmodiidae
Exons: 3
Coding region: 1-1392 (463 amino acids)
Biological process (GO): Golgi to lysosome transport; protein targeting
Cellular component (GO): trans-Golgi network; clathrin adaptor complex; cytoplasmic vesicle
Source: RefSeq, a predicted model, not a curated record
AUGGUAGUGUCGCAGUUCUACAUCCUGUCCCCGCGGGGGGACACGAUUAUCAACCGAGACUUCCGAGGAGACGUAUCCAAAGGGAGCGGGGAGAUGUUUUUUCGCAACGUCAAAUUGCACAAGGGAGGAGAUGCGCCACCCAUCUUUUACCUAAACGGAAUUCACUUCACUUAUUUAAAAAACAACAGUCUGUAUUUCGUAUUCACAUCUUUGUUUAAUGCAUCUCCUAGUUAUAUCCUGGAGUUGCUCUACCGAGUGGUUAAAAUUGUGAAGGACUUUUGUGGUCACAUAAAUGAAGAAGUCAUUCGAGCUAACUUUAUUUUAAUAUAUGAAAUUGUCGAUGAGAUAAUCGAUUAUGGGUAUAUUCAAAACAGUAACACAGAAAGCAUUCGUCAUUUGAUUCACAACGAGAUUAGUGCAACAUCUGAUGUGGGUAUGGGUGGUGGUAGUGGAGGUACUUCCUCUUCUAGUGGUAGUAGUAUCACUGCUGGGGGAGUAGCCAGUGCAGUAGGAAACACCGUUGGAAAUAGCAUCACGAGUAUUAGCAAGAGUACAAAGAAGCUAGCCAACCUCUCCAAUUUCAGUAUGAAAAAUUCAAACACAUUACCAUCCAAUGCUUCUCAAAAACCAAUACAAUUAAAUGAAAAAAAAAAUGAAAUUUUUAUCGACAUUGUUGAAAAAAUUAAUCUGAUUAUGAAUUUUAAAGGAGAAAUUAUUUAUUCUUAUGUGGAUGGAGUAAUUCAAAUUAAGUCUUAUCUGCAGGGAAACCCUUACAUUAAAAUUGCUCUAAAUGACGACCUGUAUAUAAAAAACCUGCACUCCGACAACACCAAUAAUGUUAUAAUUGACGAUUGUAAUUUUAAUCACUUGGUUAAUUUAUCGCAAUUCGAACGAGACAAAAUUCUUUCUCUUUACCAACCAGAUGGGGAGUGCAUUCUUAUGAACUAUCGGAUUAACAAUAACUUCAAGGCCCCCUUUCGCCUCUAUGCGAGUGUCACCUACGGCCCCAACCACACGUACACCUGCACGAACGUGUUCGUCAACUGCAAUCUGUGCAAACACAUAACCAACGUGCACCUGGACCUGCACAGCGCCUCAGACCUCUUCUCAGCGCAAUACAUCGCGAACGAGCACCGCCUGCUGUGGACCAUAAAGAAGUUCAAGGGCGAGAGCGAACACAGCAUACGGUCGAAGAUAACUCUGAGUCCCGGGUACACAUUCUCCAAGCGGGACUUCGGCCCCAUCUACAUGCUCUUUGAAAUUCCCAUGUUCAAUUUAUCAAAGCUCAGAAUCAAGUACCUGAGGAUAAUCGAGAAUUACAAGUCGAGCAAUACGCACAGGUGGGUGAGAUACAUCACGCAGUCGUCUUCGUAUGUCUACCGCCUCCACUGA